AUGGCAUACGAGUUUCCACAACGCAUACUUGAAGAAGGAUCUGAGACGCAAAUUGAUAAGAUUAACAACACGUGUAGAAGUACAAUUCUGGAGGAAGUAAAGGGUGUUCUCAACAUUGAGUAUGACGAAGUUUUGAAAGAUCCUGUCUUCGGUCCGCUUUUGGCAAUCAUAGAGAACAAGCUCAUAUACUCAGGGAAGAUCAUUCACAGCUUCAUAUGCAAGCAGCUCAAGGUUUCGAAGCUUCACGAGCUGUGGUUUCUAUUUGCAAAGAGGCCUCUUAGGUUUUCUGCGCAAGAAUUUCAUGAUGUGUCAGGAUUGAAGUUCAAAGAUGAACCUGACAUAAACUUCCAUGAUUGGAAGGAUGAUAAGGGGUUCUGGAGCAAUGUGCUGAGGAAAAAUAGAAAGGUCAACUUAUUCAUGAUAAGGACGAAUCUUCUUCACGAAUGCAACAAGUGGACGUAUGUGGACAGGGUUAGGCUAGUGUAUCUGUGUGUCAUACAUGGAUUCCUCAUAGCUAAGGAUUCAAGAGUGUUCAUCCCUCAUGAAUACAUCCGUUUGGUGAUGGAUUUUGAGAAGAUGAGGAUGUAUCUGUGGGGUCUUCACGCAUAUGACGAGCUGUUUGCAUCAAUACUCAAAGCAAGGAGAGAUUUGCAUCUGAAGAACAGUUACGUGUUGGAUGGAUUCUCCUAUGCGUUUCAGAUAUGGGUUAUGGAGGCAAUCCCAGACAUUGGUAGUAUGGGAGAGCUGUUCUCAUUUAUAUCUGCUACUGGGAACAAUGAUGUGGUUGUUAGCACUGAGUUCUAUAGGGAAGAUGAGAAGAAAGAUGAACGAGUUGGUCGUAUUGUUACUCUUCUCAAUGCCAAACAGGAUUGGACGGAAUUCGUAUGGGAAGUCGAGGCUUUGCCUCCAACUUUGGAGCUUUCUGAUUCAGAAAAGUAUGGAGAGAAUGUUGAAGUCGAAGAUGUCACAGAUACACAUGUAGAGGAACCGGCUGUUGUUGCAAGAAGGGGGAAGCGUAAGCUAAAUGAUCCUGGUGCGGAAGCUCGAAAGAAAGAAUUGCUUUGUCAACGGGCGGCUGAACAUAACAGUGGUAUCUCCAGUGGAAUGAAGACUUUCAUUGAAGGUUUGUUCACCUCUGCUUUCAACUCUUUCAAGGAGGUGGUGCAGAAUGACAUCCAAGAGCGUUUUGAGAACGUCCAGAAAGAGAUGGCUGAGCUUAAGCAAGCAGUGUCACAGAUUCCGGGUCCUUCUGAUACAAUGGGAAAAGACAGCGCAUCUGAGAUUCCUUGUCCUUCAGCAACAAUGGGGAAAUCAUCACAGAGUUUGUGUCCUGCAGCAACAAAGGAAAAAGGCAAAGGCAAGGUUGAGGAGAGUGUGGUUCCUCCUAUGGUUCGUCGUAGCCCUCGGCAAGGAAGAAAGGUGAUUGAAACCGAAACUGAUGAUAUGAUGGAUUUUUUGAAGAAUUUGUCACAAUCAUCUACCCAUGGGGAACCUUCAUCGAAAAAAGAAGAAAUGAGCACACAAGAGUAUUUACAAGACGCCAUGGGGAACCUUUCUCAAGUAUCACAUGUUAAAGGUUCCGAUCCCUCACAAAAAACGAGUGAUGAAGAAUCACCUAAAUGGGUUACUCCAUUAUCAUCCUUGAAGCCUGGAGAUUGGAGAACACCCACUCUCAAAGAUAUGGAAUUACCUGAGGACCGGGUGAACGACGACGACUACUCAUUAGUGUUUGUCCCAGAGGAUUCAUGGGCCAAACUGAUUCAUUGGCACCUUAAAAUUGGACCUUCUAUGUACACAACUGAGUUAGCAGAACGUGUUAUGGGACCUGCAGUGUGGCUGCAAAAUCAAAAUUCUUACGUAGAGUUCAAGAAUGACAGAAAAAAAUUCAGGGUAGAAGGACUACUCCACCAAUACGGAAUUGGUGAACUUCCUUCACAUGAACGAACAAGAUCAGUGUGGGAUCUUGAUGUCAAUUGUAUGUAUGUGCCUCUUCUUGUACACGGUAACCACUGGAUCUCUAUGUGUGUUAACUUUGUUACUCGUUCCGUAGAGGUUUUUGACUAUGCGGGACUGAAACACAACAAGGACUUGGAGCCAUUUGCCCAUCUCAUCCCAAGAAUUGUUAAAGCCGUGCAGUCUUCAGAGAAGAGGGGAUUUACCGUAAAGCCUUAUGAUGUCACUUACGCUCCAAUGCCCUUCUUCCUAAACAAGACUAGCAGCGAUUGUGGAGUAUAUGCGUUGAAGCACAUUGAAGCACAUCUUCUAGGCAUGGAUUUAACGUUGGUGAAUGACGACAACAUUCGUGAAGCUCGCCACAAGAUUGCUUAUGACCUAUGGGAAACUGCUAAUGAUCCUGAGCUUAUUUCGAGAAUGGGAAUGUUUGUUCCUCCGAAGGCUACAACUUCUCCUACGGUUGAGAUUGUAUAA
This is a messenger RNA of Brassica napus (rape), 2427 nucleotides long. RefSeq lists its product as uncharacterized. The transcript has 5 exons. The record is from RefSeq and is a predicted model, not a curated record. Gene Ontology annotation, biological process: proteolysis. Gene Ontology annotation, molecular function: cysteine-type peptidase activity. Lineage: Eukaryota; Viridiplantae; Streptophyta; Magnoliopsida; Brassicales; Brassicaceae. The coding region runs from base 1 to 2427 and encodes 808 amino acids.